Messenger RNA from Clunio marinus, 1605 nucleotides. The record is from the annotation of a GenBank genome assembly. NCBI's taxonomy places the organism in Eukaryota, Metazoa, Arthropoda, Insecta, Diptera, Chironomidae.
AUGGAGAACUACAACAAUAUGAUGGGCAAUGACUACAAUGCUAUGGUAUACGGCAGUAAUAUGGAUCAACAACAUCCGAUGUCAUCAAUUCCUCGAGAAAUGCAAAUUUCUCAAACUCCUAUUCAUCAGCUUCCUGUUCAGCAACCAGACAUAAUUAAUCUUUCUUAUCAUCAAAGAGAGAUUCAAAUGCCACAUCCAAAUUUGCCACAACAAAUGGGUCUCUUCCCAACAGUUCCCUCCAAUUUGCCGCCUAUUCAGAUUCAUAACCAUAUAAUGCAUCAACAACAACCAGUGAAUAUAAACACAAGUGAACAACAAAUUCCUCAAAACGUGAAUAUUCAAUAUAGCAUUGAUAAUGUGAAUGUGAACGUGAACUUGGAUGUCCAGAAUAAUAAUGAACAUUAUGAUGAAACUGUUGCAAAGGAUCCAACAAAUAAUGACGAUAAUGGUGUUGAUGCGUCAAAUUCUCAAAUUUCAACUCCAUUAAAAUCCGAAGACGUUAAUUCGACUCAAAAUGAUAAACAAGAUCAGCUUCCCGACAUCAACCAAGAAGAAGUUUCAAAGAAAAAAGAACCAGAAGUUGAUCCAAAUCAAUGCAGAGUGUGUAAAAAUUCGGAACAGCUAAUUGAUAUAUUUGCAAUCGAAGAGGAUAUGCGUAUAUGUGAUAUAAUAAUGAAGAUUUGCUCUAAUGUUCGCAUUCAUGAGAGAGAUUAUCUUCCUCAUAUGAUAUGUCUUGGUUGCUUGGGAAGAUUACGUACAGCUUACCAGUUUGUCAAGGAAGUACAAGCGACUGAUAAAGAAUUAAGAAGUAAGUUGAAGCGCAGUAAAAGCAAAGUUCGUAAGCCUAGUGAUGGAUUUGUGCUUAUCGAUUGCAACGAAUUCAGUGAAAGUGAUGACGAUGAUUUACAAAAUGAUGACGAAGAAUUUAAAGUUUCAGAUGUUGAAGAAGAUGAAUCUGAAGACACUGAGUCGGGAGAAACAGAUGAUUCUCGAAAAGUAAAGCCUCCAAAAAAGCGUGGACCAAGAAAAUCGAAGUCGAGAAAAAUGAAACAAGAAUUAGUGUCGACAGCAAAACGUUUGAAACGUGACAUUGUAUUUAUUGAAGCAGCUGACAGCUCUGAAGAGAAGAAGAAAAAAGAAAAAUGCAAGGAGUGUAACAAAGUUUUUUCCAAUAAAAAUAGUUUAAGAUUACAUCGAAAAAACGCUCACUUUAGAUCGGGUGAAGAUGCUGCAUUUAAGUGUCAUAUCUGUGGACGAGGAUUCAAAUAUAGCAUCAACUUGUCAUCACAUAUGCAGAUUCAUAAAGAAAGUUACUCGUGCGAUGAGUGCGGUCGAGUGUUUGCAACUAAAUCCGAUGUAAAGAAACAUGCUUUAAACCAACAUAAAUGCUCUUUGUCGUAUGAGUGCAACAAGUGUCGACGACUUUAUUGCAGCGUGAAACGCUAUCAAAAACAUCGAGAAUCGUGCUCGGACUAUGGUUCAGCUUCCAAUAAAAAGAAACAACAUUCUAAAAUGAAAGAAGACUUUUCAUUUACUGGAAGAGAUUUAUUCAAGACGGUAGCACCAGUGACUACAACAUAUUGGAGCGAUUCAUUCAGUGAUUAA